Molecule: messenger RNA, 2275 nt
Organism: Notolabrus celidotus (New Zealand spotty)
Lineage: Eukaryota; Metazoa; Chordata; Actinopteri; Labriformes; Labridae
Gene: gdf9
Product: growth differentiation factor 9
Exons: 2
Coding region: 61-1437 (458 amino acids)
Biological process (GO): BMP signaling pathway; SMAD protein signal transduction
Cellular component (GO): extracellular region
Molecular function (GO): cytokine activity; growth factor activity
Source: RefSeq, a predicted model, not a curated record
UGAUUGAUAUAGUUGAUUGCGAACACCUGGGCGUUCAGCUGUGGCACGUGCGUGUUCCAGAUGACCUGGAGACCUCAGCGGAGAGUCCCUCCAAGUUUGACCUGUUCCUUGGUGUUUAUAAUGGAAAAACAAAUGCCGAUGCCAGCUGUCCUUCGUUAUUUUCGCACGUUUUUCUUGCUGCUGCUGUUCACCUGCAGCUUCCCCGUGGUUGGAUCUUCUCUGGGUGCCUCCAGUUCGGCGCACAAUCUGAGUGACAUGACGUACCCCUACAGCAGCAUCUUCUUGCCUCUACUCAAAGCCCUGUCAGAGCACGGAGGCUCGAGGUGGAGCCCAGAUCUGAGGAGAAAAAUGAAACCUGAGCACAAAUACAUCAAAUAUCUGACGGAGGUGUACAAGAAGUCUCCAAGAGUGCAGAGGAGUUUGGACGGAAAUAUUAUCUACAACACAGUCCGACUGAUCAAACCACAAGAUGAAUGUCGAACAAAAAGUCACAAAGAAAGUUUCAUGCAGGAUCUGUCCUACAGUCUUCAUCAAGUAAGAAGAAAAGAACAUCUCCUGAAGGCAACCCUGUUGUACAGUUUAGACCAAGACCUUGCUUCACCAGUCAAUUCGGUGUGCUACUUGAAUGUCAAGGAACAGGAGCUCUCCGACCAGUGCCGGCUGUGUCCCGUAGCCCACCUCACUGUGAACGUCACAACCAGCACAAACAGGGGGAGUGGGAGGAACUGGGUGGAGGUGGAUGUCACUUCGUUUCUCCAGCCUCUUUUACAGUUCCAGAGAAAGAACAUACAUUUGUUCAUCAAUGUAACCUGCCCAGAGGAACAAAGAGCCAGAGGUGAAAGGAGCAAAGGUCCACCACAGUUCCACCUAAGGUCACCUCUUUUGCUUCUGUAUCUCAAUGACACAAGCAACAUCGCCCACCAGAGGUUACCUGUCAGUGACAGAGCAGGUCACAAGUCAGCCGCUGCAGGUAACACUAUUCACAAGCAGAGAGGUUACAAACCAGAGCAGAGGAUUGGGCGGAAGAGAAGAUGGAGAAGGGCGUCUCCAAAGAGCAAGAGAGGUGAUAAAAGUGGGGAUUACCACCUGCCUGAGCUUCUUCCAAGUUCUGAAUUCCCAACCACUGACUGUGCCUUGUAUGAUUUCAGGGUGCGAUUCAGCCAGCUAAAACUAGAUCAGUGGAUUGUUUUUCCUCCCAAGUACAACCCCAGGUACUGCAGAGGCAUCUGCCCAAACACCGUGGGCUUCAUCUACGGCUCCCCUCUCCACACGGUGGUACAGAACCUCAUCUAUGAAAAACUGGAUUCCUCUGUGCCCAGGCCCUCAUGCAUCCCCUCCCACUACAGUCCCCUGAGUGUUAUGAUCUUUGAGAAGGACGGCUCCUAUGUCUACAAAGAGAUUAAAGACAUGGUGGCCACCAGGUGCACAUGUCGCUAAGUCAGCUGCCUACAUGUCUUCUGAAUUUCUUCUCUUUCUUUGAGAGGCUAUAAAGAACAUCAGCACAGUCCUUAUCAGCAGGUGUUACAGGUGGACCAGAUACUCUGACCAGGCUCAGUGAUUUCAGGAAUUUAUAAAACCGUUGUGCAUGAAAUAUAUUUGAUCUGGAGCAGGUGUGUUUACUUAAUCGAAUGUGUUUACUUAAAAAAGUAUUUUAUCCUAAUGAAAAAUGUGGAAACAUGACAUUUAUUUCUUUUUUGUUUACAAGUGACAAGAAAGGGUGCCUUUGCAUCCCAUUCUUUAAACUACUGUUUCGCAACAUAGUUUUGAAUCUGACGCACUUGAAGAAAAUGUGUGUUGUAUAAUUUUGUAUUUUUUUUAAGUUCGUUUUUUGUUAAUUUAUAUUGGGUGGGUGGUCUGUCAUUGUUCUUUAAUUUAGCACAAUUGCCAAGUUUUAAGUAACCCUGUUCCGGACAAAAUAUUUAAAAAAACAGUCACAAACUCUUAAUCAAACCUUUUACAUAUUAUUUUAUUCCUGGAGAUUACAGACAGCUUGUCUCAAAAGUCAAGGUGCCUUUCUAAUCUCCAGAGUGAAAGUUGUCAAGGUUUCAGUGUGUAUUACCUCUGGUCACUAAGUGACUGUAAACAAAUGAUUUGACUACAUACUUAUGAAUUUGUCCUGAUUGAAUGUGACUAAAAGCACGCCAUGUCUAUUUAUGCAAAUUGAAUGAAUUCACUGUAUGUCUGUGCUCAGCUUAUAGAUAUUCAAAAGGAUGAAAAUGUGUCAACAGGUUUUCUUGAAAGUUGGAAAAUAAAAAAAUAACAUGCAUAAAAGUUA